CCUUGCCUCGCCUCUUACAUACAACUUUUAAUACACUGUUAUCUUUCUGUUUCUCUUUUUCCACCUCUGCGAGUUAUCGACUGAAGUCUGGAGGCAUAUGACCAAAGCACAGGGGGGAGAUGUCGAUUGAUAAUUAACGUAGGUGACGUAGGUGGAGGGUAGGGGGUGACGAGAGAGAGAGAGAGAGAGAGAGAGAGAGAGAGAAAUAGAGAGAAGUGGAGGGGCGCGGGCCGGAGAGGAGAGAGAGGUCUUGCCUCUUUUCUUGCUGAGGCUCUUUGAUUCAGUGGCAGUGACUGAGACAACCCCGUUACCGGCCACCGUAAACCCGUGUAACUACGAGCUUCGAUCAUACUCCAGAUCAACAGCUAAAGAUUUCCCCGGAGAACAUCGCGUUUUUAUCGCGUCUCUGCAGCCGAAAUCAUAACAGGACAUUUGGCCAAAGCGAACUUUGAUAAGAAAACAGACAUUUAUACUGGACGACAGCAAAGUCAGAAGAUGCUUUGUGUGUCUGGUGAGCGCAAAAUCUGCCAGUCAAAGUCCGCGAAUCAAAGCUUGGCACAUAAAGGAGUACCUGCGAUGAAGAAACCCGCAAGAAGCUCCACGCGGUAAGAAGUGGAAGAGUGAUAUUCACAGAGAAAGACCAGACAGAAGAGUGUGGAGGCCAAAGAACAAACACCAGCGCGUCCUCAAAUGAUGGGGAUUAAGCACCUUCUGCUUCUUUUGAUUUACUUAGACCCGCUGAAUGUCCUGUGUGCCGCCACCACCAACAAAAAGAACAAAAUCCCGCUGAGGAGGAACCCAAAGGUGAAGGAGGUCAACGGCAGCACCACCGCGGUCCCGCUGUCCGUGGCCGUCCCGGGGAAGAUCACGCAGGUCCAGGCUCCCAGGGUGCAGCACGACACCUGUCUGGGCUACUACGACGUGAGCGGGACGUACGACAAAGAGUUCAGCUGCAACAACACCGAUCACCGCUUCUGUUGCGGCAGCUGCUUCCUGCGCUUCUGCUGCGCGGACCGGGGGAAGCGCCUGGAGCAGAAGAGCUGCACCAACUACAACACACCGGACUGGAUCAAAACCCAGUCCCCUUCACCGGGGCCCACAGGUGAUACCUAUGACCCGGAGCUGGACCAGACCAACACCACGGUGUACAUCACCUGCGGGGUCAUAGCGCUCGUCAUUGCCAUUGGGAUAUGUGUUAAAGUUGCCUAUGAUAAAGCCACCAAGCCCCCUCAGGAAAUGAAUGUGCACAGAGCCCUGGCAGACAUUCUGAAGCAACAAGGACCAGUUCCAAUAUCUCAGUAUGAACACGAAAACCUUGCAGCGAUUGAUGGCUCACCCAAAGACGAGACGCCAGUCAGAUCUUCGAAGAGUCACUACACACCUGUUCACUCCAAGGCAUCAAACCACGGACACUAUGGGAAAGAAAACCUGCGCGGCGGGGGCCAAGACAUGCACAACUUCAUCUCUUCUGGGUUUGUGACACUCGGACGUGGCCACUUGAAAGCGCAGCACUCCAUAGACGAAUCGGGGCAGAUGUCCUGGCAGGGCGAUCUGGACAUCCCCCUCUCCUACGGAAACCACCACCAUGACUACCAGCACAGCCACCUGGAUCUCACUGCGCUAACACCUAAACUGGCCCACAGACAAAUGAGACACGAGAGACCCCAGCGGAUGAACAACAUCCUGACCUCAGCCACGGAGCCCUACGAUGUGUCCCUGUCCAGAUCCUUCCAGAACCUCAGCCAUCUGCCGCCCUCCUACGAGGUGGUCCUCAAGUCUGACUUAAGUAAAUACUCCUCCUCUCUCCACAGAUUAAGUGAGGACGUAGAUGACUACUACGCGAGGAAGCAUCAUCAUCCUGACUUCGGCGGCCGGGGGCCGACCCACAUGGUGAAGCUGAACGCAGAUCCCCAGCAGCACCACCAGCACCAGCAACACCAGCAGCACCAGCAGCGGCAGCGUCCCCGCCGAGUCCAGAGGGCCAUGUCCCAGGACCACGUCCUGUCUCCUCCCCGGACGCCACGUCGCGGGGACUACGGCUUGUCUUCGUACGGCGUCAUGGCGGCGGCCGCGUACAGCAGCAGCCGACACCUCUCAGAGGAGCAGCUGCUGUCGGCAGAGCGCCUCCACUCCCAGGAUCCCUUGCUGUCCCCGGCGAUGAGGCGUGACAAGUUCCGGGAGAAGGCGAUGGCUCGGGCGAUGUCGCACGCCGACAUGCUAAUGCCCAUCACGCCCGUCAUGGACCGCCACAAGAUGACCAAGAUGCACUCUCAACCCACUGCCUCUAACGACUCCUACAACACGCUGACGGUCAACAACCAAGCGAGCACGUCUAAGAGGCAGGCGUUUGCCUCCCGACGGACACACACGGUGGACCACCUACAGUACAUUCCGGGCCACCACCACACAUACCGCACAGCCAGUAAGAACGAGGUAACUGUUUAGCCGCAGAGCGGUUAGCUGAAGGAUUCCUGAGACACGCCAUGGACGUCGACAGAAAUCUCGAAAAUCAGCAAGUCUCCUCAGCAGAGGUGUUCUGUCUUCUUAUUAAAACAACCUCCUCCAUUAAAAAAAAAAAAA
Sander lucioperca (pikeperch) is the source of this 2580-nucleotide messenger RNA. It is a transcript of the gene shisa6a, whose product is annotated as protein shisa-6. The coding region runs from base 691 to 2445 and encodes 584 amino acids. Gene Ontology annotation, cellular component: dendritic spine membrane; AMPA glutamate receptor complex; postsynaptic density. NCBI's taxonomy places the organism in Eukaryota, Metazoa, Chordata, Actinopteri, Perciformes, Percidae. The record is from RefSeq and is a predicted model, not a curated record. The transcript has 9 exons. Gene Ontology annotation, biological process: regulation of AMPA receptor activity; regulation of short-term neuronal synaptic plasticity.